Molecule: messenger RNA, 750 nt
Organism: Salvia hispanica
Lineage: Eukaryota; Viridiplantae; Streptophyta; Magnoliopsida; Lamiales; Lamiaceae
Source: RefSeq, a predicted model, not a curated record
ACUCACACACAUCAUAACACAAACCCCAAACAUUCUCAAUUUCUACUAAAUUCAUUCAUUCUCAACACAAUCACAAAUCACAAUGUACCCUCUCACAACAUAUCACUUGCACCAAAUCUUCGUCGAGCUAGACCGCAACAAAGACGGUCUAGUGAGCGUCGAGGAGCUCAUGUCGCUCCUCGACAAGCUCGGCCUGCAGGCAAAGCGGGCCGAGCUGGAGCUUCUAGUGGGCGAUAAAGCCCUAAACUUUUUCGAAUUCCUCUUUUUCUAUCAAACCUUAAACAGAAUCAUAGUUCAGGAAAAUACGGGCGAAAUCAAGGAGCAUCGGGCGGAGGAGGAGGAUCUUCGCAAGGCGUUCGGGGUUUUUGACCUGAACGGAGACGGGUUCAUCUCCGGCGAGGAGCUGCGGAUUGCGCUAGGGAGAUUAGGGUUAUGGGAUGAUGAGAAGAGGUGUGGAAAUGAUUGUAUGCAGAUGAUUGGCGUCUACGACACAAACUCCGAUGGAUUGCUGGAUUUCGAGGAGUUUAAGGAAAUGAUGUCCGGGGAUUCCUUGGAAUCUUCUUAGAACUUUCCUUCCUUUUUUUUCUUCCUUGGAAGGAACGUUGUUAUAUAGUUAAUGAGUGUGUAGAAGACAUUGUGUGUACGUUUUGUGUCUAUGUAUAUAUAGUUUUGUUAGAUCUUUAAGGUCUAUGGAGUGUUAGAAAAAAAGGUCUAUGAAAUUUAGUUAUUAAUUAAGAAUAUUAUUUAUUA